AUGUCUGAGCUGUGGAAGAUCAACCGUAUUCUAAAUGAGCUCAUGACGAAGCCGCUGGCCUCCAGAAACAGGCUCGACGCCUCCACCACGUUGCAGUAUGCGGCGGCCUUGAAACCAAACAUUUUGGCCUCCGAGGACCAGGACAAGGUCAACUCCAUUCUGGUGCUAGCCAAACUCUUGCAGUGUACUCCAGGAGCUGGACCGCUAGACUUGCUGCUGAUCUUCGACGAGGAGCUUUUCGGAGUGCUUUUGGAAACGGCUCGAAAGACAAACUCGCCCGACUUGUACCGAGCCAUUCUCUCCAUCUGUCUGACUUCCAUAACAGGCUCCAUCUACCCACCCCAGGCGAACGAAAGCUCCAUUGACGUCCACCUCCCGCUCUACAAGGCGCUUGUGCUGCACUUGGACGCCAUCGACAUGUUCACCGCCAAAUUGUACACGGCAGAUGUGAAAACGUUGCUUUACUCGGUCCACUUGGUCACGGGCUUGAUCAAGCGGGCUUUGAAGUUUAAGUAUGACAAGAUCAUCACUUUGGCGGGCCGUUUGAAGCAUGUCAAGUUCUUUGCCACCGUUUCCAACCUGGCGGACCCUCAGGACCAGAUUCUCCAGGAGGCCAUUGCCCAGUUGGAGUACUACUACUUCUACUUGAACGAGUACCUCUUGAACACGACGUUUGAUCUUUCCAUCGACUCCCACAAGGUCAUGAUGCGCAAUUUGUUCGAGUUCUUGGACGUUUCGCUCAACGAGUUCGGUACCCCUGCUCUGACGGCUGAAUACGUUAAAGCUGGUUUCACCGCUGACCCUGAACAGUACAUUGCCGACCACUUCUCCAUCUUGUUGGCCAUGGACCUCAAGAUCUUCUUGAAGGACCCCAACAUGACGUUCAAAAAGCGCUUCCACGAGGAAUUAAUCAUGAGCGACCACAACAGAACUUUCCCAUUGAACCUCUUUAUCAGCGAGUGCACCAAGCUCUGGGUGGCCGUUUUCCACGACAAGAAACGCUACGCCCGCCUUAAUGUCCACAUUCUCUCCUGGGAGCUCAUGAUCUACUACUCCAUGUUCAACUGCUUGCUUUUGUGGCAGGACACCAAAGCCCAGCUUGAGAACAACGAGGACAUGACGGGAAUCGUUAAGCUUCUCCUGGCAAACGUCAAGUACUUAGAAGAGAGUCUCGGCCAGGAUGUCUCGAUUGAGGACGCUUUGGAAGUGUUUUCUCGAAGAACGUCCGAGCAGAUUAGACACUACCAGAUUCUCGAGAUGAAGAAACUCCACAAUGCCAAGUGGGCUCCGUAUUUUCUGGAGUUUGACCGCACGUUGCAGAGUGAAGUCAUGGAGUUUGUGUGUGAACAAAGAGUCAUGCAGCUUUUGAAAGGAUCGUGGGUUCUUACCGAGUCCCACGCCGAAAAGCUUAAAAACAAGUCUGCUGUGGCCGACAACAGCUACUACUUCCUCAUGCUCAGUCCGAACAGAAAGGCCAUUUUGUACAAGCGGUUUGCCGAGAAGCCCACGUUGAAACCUUCUUUGGAAGAAAUGGAGGCUCUGUACGUGGAGCUCAAAGACAUUGCACACUACUCGUCGGUCAGAAUUGGCCAGUCGUUGGGUGAAGAAGAAAAGGCUAAACACGGCAGGUUGAUUUCCGUCAAGGGCUCCAUUUGCUACGAAAGACUUACACUUCUCAACAAAGCCGACAGACCUUUGCUUACCUUCUUUACGGAUUCCGAAAUGAAAAAGGCUGUGUGGCUUGAUGGACUCAAGAUGUUGAAGGGCUCCUUGGGCUUUAAUGAGCUUUCCGCCGAGACUUCGAGCCAAUUGGCCUCGCUCAAGGAUAUUAGAAAAAACACUCAGCUUUUAGUGCUUGAAGGUCAAUCCUUUGCCAACGUGGAGUUUGAUAAUGAAAGCGACGACGACCUCUACGACCUUGCAGAGUUGAAUAGAGCCACCGAGGGCUUCCACUAUGCCUAG
Candidozyma duobushaemuli is the source of this 1962-nucleotide messenger RNA. It is a transcript of the gene LMO1, whose product is annotated as Lmo1p. The transcript has a single exon. The record is from RefSeq and is a predicted model, not a curated record. The coding region runs from base 1 to 1962 and encodes 653 amino acids. NCBI's taxonomy places the organism in Eukaryota, Fungi, Ascomycota, Pichiomycetes, Serinales, Metschnikowiaceae.